Messenger RNA from Aedes albopictus (Asian tiger mosquito), 3024 nucleotides. RefSeq names its product myosin heavy chain, non-muscle-like. NCBI's taxonomy places the organism in Eukaryota, Metazoa, Arthropoda, Insecta, Diptera, Culicidae. The transcript has a single exon. Gene Ontology annotation, molecular function: actin filament binding; microfilament motor activity. Gene Ontology annotation, cellular component: myosin filament; myosin II complex; cytoplasm. The record is from RefSeq and is a predicted model, not a curated record. The coding region runs from base 961 to 3024 and encodes 687 amino acids.
ACAGAGAAGAAGUUGGACCCACUGGACACUACUGAGUCGCACAUUUGCAAACCGCUUGCAAAUCGAUCACUGCCAGAUCAUUUCCUACAAGAGGAACUAAGUAUCUUCAUCGGACCCAGCAAUAUGAUGCAGAAUAAUGGGUAAGUCGAAUCAAUAUUUUUUUUAAUUGAGUGAUUUUAAGUGGAGUGCGUAUGUGUAUAUGAUUUUGGUUCUCUUAGCAUAAAAUGAAAGUUAGAACAUUCUAAUAGAAUGCUAUUAUUGUAUCUUUUUUAUUUGAGCUUGAGAAAGGCAAGUAACAAAAAUUGCACGUAAAGAAAUCCCUUUUUUAUAAUUUUAUUUGUUGGCUUUUUCACAUGAACUCUUGAUCAAAUUGAAGAUUAUGAACUAUGAAUAUUGCAAUCUUUGGAAUGCUUGAACAUUUUAUGGCAGUUUCGUUUCCCAGGAUCAUGUUAGUAAUGCAUGUAGAAAAGAUAUUGCAAAAUUUAUAAGACAAAUUUAAUUUUAAAGAAUCAUCUGAUUUAAUCAUGUGGUUAUAGAGGAACGAAUCUAUCAAAAAUCUAUUAACAAUUUAUUUCCCGGUUGGUUUCUCCUACUAUUUUAACGGAUUGGGAAUGAACAUGGGUGUGAUUAGAAACAAACAUAGGUUGCUGGAGAUGAGAGCAAAGAUCGUGCUACUGCGACAAACACGGCCAAACCCUAUCGGUAGAACUUUAUUUUUCGCGCUUUUCGAAUAUUGCUUUUAUGGAUGGCCAUGUCAUGAUAUUAGGAGUGUUGAUGGCACGGCUUGAUUUAUGGAUGAUAUUAAUUGAUAUCUAUUGAUAUUAAUUUAAUAAUUUGCUGAAAGAAAAAUUAAACAUGAAAAAAACACGACGGGAAAAUAGUUCUGUUUUAUUCUAUAGUUCUCUCGUAAUUGAUUAUGGAUUUUGCACUUGCGUGGAGUAAGUAACUGUCACAAAAUUAAUGACCACAGAUAACUCAUUUAUAGAAGUAGCACUCUCAAUAGCUUCCUUAAAAAAAAUGGCAUUUCCUAAGUAUUCCCAACGGGAUACAUUCUUCCGAGAAUCGCGAGACAGGCUCGAGAUAGAGUCUGAGGAAGAGAGAGAGUAUGAGGAAGAGGAAUUAAGAGGCAUUCAUAGGCGACUACGGGUUGAUAAGCCACGAGGCAAUAACAACAACAACUACUACCGGAACACUAACAAUACCAACAACAACAAUUACAACCAGAACAACAACAAUUACAACCGCAACAACAACAAUUACAACCGCAACAACAACAACUACAACUACAACAACAACAAUUACAACCAGAACAACAACAAUUACAACCACAACAACUACAACAACAAUGGUUAUAAUCAACAUAACAACAAUAGCGAUGCUGUUAACAAUAAUAAGGCAGCAAUGGAAGCAGAGAAAUAUAAGGAAUUAUGGGAGGAAUCAGAAGAAUCAAAAGCUCGAUUAGAAAGACUGUUUCAACGUGACAUAAAAGAACUUUAUGAAGAUAGGCGGGAUGCUGCUAACGAUAUGGCUGCAAAAGAAAAGAAAUUUGUUAACAAGUUGAAAGCUUUGGAAGCUAAGCUGAACAAUGAGAAAAUAUUGAAUGAAACAUUAAGCCAGGAAGUCACUAUGCUGAAGAUGCGAGAGGAAGAGCAUGCUUUAUCGGUUGCUGAGAACAAAACGGCAAUUAAUUCCGAAUUGGAAAGUAAAGAAAGUGAAGUACGCAAGUUGAAGGUGCAACUCGAAAGCAAUAAGAAGAACUACGUGAAGAAGUUGGCCGAACUGAACUUCACCAUCCAGGAAAUGAAGAAGCGUUCCGUGGAAGAUUCUGAUAUUGCGAAGGAACUGGAGGAAGCGAAGAUGAAGAUGAAUAAGGACAUCGAAGUACUGCAGCGGCAAAUCUUCGAACUGCAAGCCACCAACGAUCGGCUGGGCAAGAGCAAAAAGAAUAUCCAAUCGGAGCUGGAGGAUGCCACCAUCGAGCUGGAGACGCAGCGUACUAAGGUGCUAGACUUGGAAAAGAAGCAGAAGAACUUCGACAAAGUUCUCGCCGAGGAGAAGGCCGUCAGCGAGCAGCAUGCCCAGGAACGGGAUGCCGCCGAGCGGGAAGCUCGCGAAAAGGAAACCAAGACGUUGUCGUUGACGCGGGAGCUGGACAAAGCGUACGAGACGAUCGAGGACCUGGAAACGAAACGGAAAGCACUGCAGAACGAGUUGGAGUCGAAGUUUAUGGAAUUCGAGCAAAAGACUUUGGAUUUGAAAAAGGAGAACCAUCACAUGAAAACGGUUAUCAUUAAUUUAGAGGAAGAGAAAAGUGACAUUUCUUCGAAGUUUGUGGAAUUCGAACGAAAGAUUUUGAAUCUAGAAAUGGAGAACCAUCGUAUGGAGACGAUUGUUAAUAAACUUGAGCUAGAGAAGAAUGACCUAUCUUCGAAGUUUAUGGAUUCCGAGCGAAAUAUUUUGGAUUUGGAAGAAGAAACCCAUCGUAUGAAAACUGUUAUCAUCAAGUUGGAGCAACAGAAGAGCGACCUUAGUAAACACUUGCCAGAAUCUAUUGAUAAAUUGGAAAAGCUACUCAAUGAAAAGGAUACGUUGUCAACUAAAGUUCAAGAACUAGAAGAAAAUUCAAAAUGUUUCAGUAGCUAUGAAAAAGUUACAAGUUUCAAAGGUCCAAUUGAUAUUUUUUGCGUAAUUAAGAACAAAUUGACUUCACCACUGAAACAACUAAAUAAAGCCCAUGCGGAGAAAGCAGUGAGCGAAUACCGCAAUACUAAAACUCGGUUGAAAUUGCAACAGCUACAAGAAACUACCUAUGAUAACGAGAUUUUUUUUCAAGAACCCCAAAGCCAAAUCAAACAACAAGAAAGUGCUCAUGCCAAAGAGGAAGCAACUAUUGCGAGUCUCGCAAAAAGGAAAGACUUCGAACCACUCGACAAUCUUUUAAACGAGAUAGAUUUACUACGAGGUUGUGUCUUUUCGGGAAACUAUGAGUGCCUAACGGAACUCCUGUGGGAUGACCACGGUUGA